AUGUCCGAAAAGUCCACCUUUCUCUCUCCGUCCAUGUCGCCAUCUUCCUCCUCCUCUGGCGGCAAUCCGCCGCCGCCCUACGGCUUUCAUCACCUUCCGCAUUCCCCCUCGGGCUCUCGCACGCCAAGUCGACCCGGCUCUCCACCACAUGGCGGGAGCGUCCCCUCUCCGGGCAGCGUACCCGGCACCUUUGUCAUCAACCUCGGCAAAUUCGGCGGCUUCUACAUCAUCCGCGUUCCGCCCGUCGUACAAAGGAUACUCAGUCUCUUACUCCGAAAGUGGAAGACGCUCAUCUUUGUAGCGCUGUUUGGUACACUCGCUGCGUUUGGACUCUUCGGUGCCAUGUCGACAGAAUGGCGCGAAAUGACCUACUACCGCGUCGACCCGUAUCCUGUCGUGCCAGGCACGCUCAAGUCGGGUCACGGCUCGGCGAGUCCAUUCCAUCCACCAGCUUCGCGUCCCAUCACUCCACCCAAAUUCGGCGCCUGUCUCGGCCCUCAGGGCGUUCCCGUCCCACGUGCACCGGCGGAGCUCUAUGACACGCCCGACACGCACCCUGUCCCGCUCGUUGGCAGCUACGAUGCAGCGGGCAUGGACUUCGGCAAGUGCAUGACCUACCGCUCCAGGUAUCAGAUGUAUUCGGACGAAGCGCUCAACAUCACCUACCGAAAGGACGUUUCCGAGCUCGAGUCGUAUCUCGCCAAGGUCGAGGACUACGACGACGAUCCCGACAACGUCAAGCCGCUCAAGUCCAAACCAAAGUCCAAGACGCUGAUCAACAGCACUUCGACUGCCACCGCCGCCAAUGAUGCCUCGACCAAGCGCGAGAAGGUCGAUCCUCUGUACGGUCCCCGCAAGCCUGAGGGCAUGAGUGAGGGAGAGUGGGAAGGCCGCCUGCGCGACCGACUGUGGCGCUCCAACGUCCUCAGCGAAGAGCUCGGUCCCACCAGCUUCCCAGACUGGCGAGCGCUGAUGGACAAUUGCUACCAGAAGCGCCUGCACGAUCGUGGCAUGGCUGGCGGUGUCGACCACUUUGACCCGCACAACCUGCCCACCACCGAAGAGCCUCACACCAGCGGCAGCCGACCGCGCGUGUUCACCACUCCCGAGACCAAGCGCACAGCCGUAGUGAUGCGCUCGUACGAGGGAUACGCGUGGCGCGAGGACGAUAUCCUCAACAUGCGAGCGCUUAUCAGCGAACUGUCGCUCAACAACCCAAACACGCCGUACGACGUGCGCAUCCUCGUCGAAGUCAAGUCGCGCCACCUCGCCGUCUUCACCUCGGAAUGGGACCGCCUCAAUGUACUCCGAUCCAGCGUACCACGCGAGUUCUGGGGUCUCGUCGAGCUGUGGACCGAGGACGAGAUGUGCGCGCUCUACCCUGGACUGCCAGGAAAGUUCCUCAACAAGAUGUUUGCUCAGACCUCGUACCGAUCGUGUCUGAUGGCGUUGCAAAAAUUCUACCUCGACCACCAGGAGUACGACUUCAUGUACAACUGGGAGAUGGACGUGCGCUACAUCGGCAACUACCUCGACUUCUUUGAGGGGAUCGAGGAAUACUCGCGCAACGAGGCGCUGCACUCUGGCAUGGACAAGUAUGACACCUGGCUCGUGCCCAACGUCACCGCCUCGGAGGACAAUUGGCGCGACAACAAGAGCAUUGCCAUCGGACGCGGAGAGGAGGCGGACCUGAUCACGCUAGGGCCCAUCUUUGAUCCGCGAGGCUCGGGUUGGUACUGGGAGUACGACGUGCAGAACUACCCGCCAGGGCAGAGCACCGAUCGUCGUGCGUCGAUCGGCACCAACAUGCGAAUGAGUCGAUCCUUGCUCGAAGCAAUGAACGUGGUCAACGCCGAAGCGAAGAAGUCGUUGCACUGCGAAGCGUGGCCCACCACGCUGGUGCUGCACUCGCAGCUGCCCAUGUCGCAUGAUCACUCAUUCUACCCCGAAGCGGGCUUCACGCACAAUUUGCCACUGCCGUUCAAGGGCGUCUUCGUGCCACAUCCGGUCUACUUCCGCCACGUGUGGGAGCCCGAGGUGCUGCACAACCGAAUCAACCGACCCGACUUUUACAAAAAGAUCAACGAAAAGGUGAUGCGCGACAGCUCGUUCUACUACGAUGGCGCGCACAGCAGAGAGGUGUACAUGGGCUGGAAGGAGAAGGAGAAUGUCUGCCGUGCUCCGAUGCUGCUGCAUCCCAUCAAGCGCGUCAACUAG
Messenger RNA from Kalmanozyma brasiliensis GHG001, 2217 nucleotides. RefSeq names its product Protein of unknown function DUF3405. The coding region runs from base 1 to 2217 and encodes 738 amino acids. The transcript has a single exon. Lineage: Eukaryota; Fungi; Basidiomycota; Ustilaginomycetes; Ustilaginales. The record is from RefSeq and is a predicted model, not a curated record.